AUGUCGAACCCUAUUUCCAAGGAAGUUCAAGAAAAGCUCUUUGCGAAAGCCAUUGCAGCCAAGGACACAUCGUAUUCCCCCUAUUCAAAGUUCAGAGUGGGUGCUGCAUUGUUGACCGAGGAUGGUACUAUAUACCAAGGGUGCAAUAUCGAGAACGCAUCAUUCGGAGCUGGCAUCUGUGCUGAACGCACAGCCUAUGUCAAGGCGAUUAGCGAAGGACACAACAAAUUCGUUGCAUUGGCUGUUACCACGGACCAGGAUGACUUUGUAUCGCCAUGCGGUAUUUGCAGGCAAUUCAUCUCGGAAUUUGGUCCUGCCACACUCCCAGUUUACCUUUUGAAGACCAGUGGUGAAUCGCAACUAUUAACCUUGGCUGAUCUACUACCCUAUUCAUUUGGCUUGGAGCAAGGUCAAAAGUAUAUCCUCAAAUAA
Lichtheimia ornata is the source of this 432-nucleotide messenger RNA. Its product is annotated as cytidine deaminase. Gene Ontology annotation, molecular function: zinc ion binding; cytidine deaminase activity. Lineage: Eukaryota; Fungi; Mucoromycota; Mucoromycetes; Mucorales; Lichtheimiaceae. The transcript has 6 exons. Gene Ontology annotation, cellular component: cytosol. Bases 1 to 432 code for a protein of 143 amino acids. The record is from RefSeq and is a predicted model, not a curated record.